Molecule: messenger RNA, 930 nt
Organism: Linnemannia hyalina
Lineage: Eukaryota; Fungi; Mortierellomycota; Mortierellomycetes; Mortierellales; Mortierellaceae
Source: the annotation of a GenBank genome assembly
AUGGCCAUCUCUAUCAAUAUCCCAAUGUUUGAUAUGACCGAUUCCAAGCUCUCUAAGUCGGCCGACUCGUUGGAGUCUGCUCUUGCCCAAUUUGGCAAGAAUGCUACUCCUUUGGCCGGCGACAAUUACAACCUCAUCAACGCCACUGCUGCUGUCUCCAACAAUGGCAGUGGGUUUGAUGAGUGGUUGGCGUCCGACUUCCAGUUCGGUGCCCUCUCCGGUGAUGAUUCCUCUUUGUCCUCGAGCCCCUACACCGCUCUGGACGAUUCGCCCCUUCUGGGUUUCGAGUCGUUCGGUUCGGCCAUGAACCCCUCGCUCUUUGACAUGCCCUUGGGUCUCGUCGCUGCUUCCCCCGUCAUCCCCGCCACCACUGUUGCGCCCGUUACCCCCGCUUCUCCCAUUGUCGCCCUCCCCCCCGUCAAGGCCCCUCCCAUGUUGACCACUGCCGCAGUCCAGCAGGCUGCCAUUGCUCUCAACAUCCCCUGGAGCCAUGACUUGGAGCUUGCCGUCAUGGCCCAGGCCGCUAACCAUGCCACCACUAUCCUCCCCUCGGCCCCCGCUCUCACCGCCGCUGCAGCUUUUGUUGUACCCAAGAUCGAGCCUGUUGAGCAGUCUUAUGUUUUCUCGUCGACGAUCAACAAGAAGCGUGCUGCCUCGCCUGCUGAUGAGCCCGAGGAGGUGGUUGCCAAGCGUGCCAAGAACACCGACGCUGCCCGUCGCUCUCGUCUGAAGAAGCUUGUCAAGCUCGAGAGUCUGGAAGUCAAGGUUUCUGAGCUCGAGGCGGACAAGACUCGUCUGACCAUGCGUGUUGCCGUGUUGGAGACUGAGAAGACUUCCCACCUUGUCCGUGAGGCCGAGCAGAACGCUCGUAUUGCCCAGCUCGAGGCCAAGUUGGCCGAGGCUCACGCUGCCCUCACCGCUCGUCCAUGA